Messenger RNA from Funneliformis caledonium, 4962 nucleotides. Lineage: Eukaryota; Fungi; Glomeromycota; Glomeromycetes; Glomerales; Glomeraceae. The record is from the annotation of a GenBank genome assembly.
AUGGCCCAAGAUAAUUGGGGUAAUAACGCUCAAGGCCUUGAUAACACCGACGUCUCUUGGUCUCAGGCACCAACAAAUAAGUCAAAUACCUUACAACCAGAAAACAGCUGGGGAACGCCAGUCGGAUCUGUUAGAACUAACGCUCCCUCUGAAAACAGUUUGGGUGUCAAGAAAACCAAUGAUCCCACCCAUGAUUCAUGGGGACCUAAUAAAUCAGAAAAUUCGUGGGUUUCAAGAAAUGACAUUGUCAAAGUCGAUCAAUCAUGGGCAAAGAAAUCCUCACCUAAAGAAGCCCCACUUAUAGAAGAACCCACAAAAUCAUCAGAUAAUGAACCUCCUCCUAAUAUCGUAGAUUUAGGUUCCCCAUUAAAUCUUGAUUAUCAACGCGAGGAGGAAGAGGAGGAAUUAACCAGUCUUGCAUUACAGGCUGGUAUCCAACAAUCUUACGACUUCUUAAAGAUUGAAAAAAAACUACAACAACACAUAUUGGAUGAUGAACAUUGGGACCCCAAUUACCGUAAUGUUCAUACCUUGAAUAUAUCACAAUCGAGUAAUUCAGUUUCUUCACCUUCAAAAGAUGAAAUACAAUGUGAAAUACCAAAUGUAUGUAAUGAAAAAGAUAAUUUUGAACCAAUAAUCGUUGAAUCAAAAGUUGAACCAAUAAUUGUUGAACCAUUAAUUGUUGAAACAUUAACAUCAUCCACAUCUCAAGAAUUGCAUGAAAAGAAAUUCCGUGAUGUUGAAGUUCAAACGGACCCAAUUGAUUUGUCAAAGAUCAUUGCGUCAAAAGAAAAAUUGUUAUCCUGUAUAAUCGAUUCACAAAUUGAAAAUUUUCAUCAAUCGAUAUCACAAGAUCUAUCUAACGCAAUUACUAACGGUCAUCCGGUUGCCGCUUCUCAUCAAACACCUUCACAAAAUAAUAAUUGGGGUACCACUCUUCAAAAAACGCCUUCACAAAAUAUUAAUCGAGAUGCCGCUCCUCAGCCAACACCUUCACAAGAUAUUGAAUGGACCACUCCUCAACAAACAACUUCACAAAAUAAUUGGGGUACCGCUUCUCAAAUAACACCUUCACAAAAUAUUGGUUGGGGUUCCGUUUCUCAGCCAACACCUUCACAAAACAAUAAUUGGGGCACCGCACCUUUACAAGCUAAUAAUUUGAAUACUGCUACUCAACAGGCGCCGUCUCAAAAUAACAAUUUGGGUACCUCUCAAAAAAUACUUUCGCCAAACAAUAACUUUAGUUCGGUUUCUCAACAGACAUUUACACCAAAUGAUAAUUUUGGUACUGCUCUUCAACAAAAACCCGAACAAAAUGAUAGUUUUGACACUGCUUCUCGACAAACACCCGAACCAAAUGAUAGUUUUGGUACUGCUCCUCAAGAAACACUUGAACCAAUUGAUAACUUUAAUACUGCACCUCAACAAACGCCUGCACUAAAUGAUCAUUUGGAUCCUGUACCAGCGCAGAACAACGAUAGUUGGAUUGUUUCUCAAAAUAAUUCAACACAAAAUGAUAAUUUGGGUACGGUACCUCAGAAAACACCUACAAAUAAUGAUAAUUGGGGUACAGAUCCUCAAAAAGCACCUGCACAAAAUGUUGGUUGGAAUGUCACUCCUCAAGCACCUGCACAGAACAUUGAUUGGAGCACCACUCCUCAAGCGCCCGCACAAAACGUUAGCUUAGGUAUUGAUCUUCAACAAACACUAAAUUCAAAUGAUGAUCUGGAUAUUGAUUCUCAAAAGAUACCCAUACAAACUGAUAGUUAUAUUACUGUUUCCAAUAACACACCCUGCCUUGUUACUGAUCCUCAAAAAACACCAAUAGAAGAUGAUAGUUGGGUUACUACUACUACCACCACCUCAACACAAAACGAUAGCUGGAUUACUACUACAUCUCAAAAAACCUCCGCACAAAGUAAUGAGCAACAGACACCGGUACAAAACGAUAGUUGGGUUACUACUAAUCAACAAACUUCUGAUCAAAAUAUCGCACCAAAUAAUGGUUGGAGUGUCAUCCCUCCACCUGCUCAAGAUGAUAGUUGGGUUACUACUCAACAAUCUUCUCAAAAAUCUUCCCAACAAAUUCCUCUAAAAACUCCCGCACCAAUUCCCCAGUCUCCCCAAAAAACUCCCGCACAAAGUAAAGGUUGGAGUGCCAUCCCUCCUCCUGCUCAGGAUGUUGGUUGGAGUAAUACUGCUCCUCAACAAACUCCUCAACAAACUCCCGCACCAAUUCCCCAGUCUCCCCAAAAAACUUCCGCACAAAAUAAUGGUUGGGCUGUCAUCCCUCCACCAGUUCAUGAUGUUGGUUGGGGUUCUGCUGCUCCUCAAAAAACUCAACAAAAAACUCCUCAACAAAUUCCUCAACAAAUUCCCCAGUCUCCACAAAAUACUCCCGCACAAAAUAAUGGUUGGGCUGUCAUCCCUCCACCAGUUCAUGAUGUUGGUUGGGGUUCUGCUGCUCCUCAACAAACUCCUCAACAAAUUCCUCAACAAAUUCCCCCGUCUCCCCAAAAAACUCCCGUACAAAAUAAUGGUUGGGCUGUCAUCCCUCCACCAGUUCACGAUGUUGGUUGGGGUGCUGCUAUUCCUCAAAAAGCACCUGUUAAGCCGCUACAAGAAGCUCCAAAAUCAAAUGAAAAAUGGGGUGCAACGAACAAAGGGAAUGCUACAGCCAAUCAGCCUGAACAGCAAAAUGUAGUUGAUUCAUGGGGUGGAAAUCCUUCUAAACCCUCAGACUCGUCGAAUGACUGGACCAAACAGGCGGCUUUAUUUGCCAAGGAGUUAGGAGUAAGCAAUGAAAUAAAAGAAACACCAUGGGGGCAAUCGAAUAAUGAUAAAGUGGAAGAUUCGUAUGGUGGUUCGUAUGGUGAUUCAUAUGGUGGGAGCGCAAAUAAUUCUUAUGAUAAUAAUCGUCAUGGAAGCCGUGAAUGUCGAAACUGCGGACAAGAAGGUCAUUUUGCUCGUGAAUGUCGUGAGAAGAAACAAGGUUACGGUGGUGGUAGCGGUUACGAGAUUGUACCGAAAGCGACGGGUACGGCGGUGGAUACGGUAGCGCAAAAACGUGCCACAAAUGCGGCAAGGAAGGACACUUCUCCAGAGAUUGUACCGAAGGCGGCGGAUAUGGUGGUGGAUAUGGUGGUGCAAAAACGUGUCAUAAAUGCGGCAAGGAAGGACACAUCUCCAGAGAUUGUACCGAAGGCGGUGGAUACGGCGGUGGAUACGCUAGUGCAAAAACGUGUCACAAAUGCGGUAAGGAAGGACACUUCUCCAGAGAUUGUACCGAAGGCGGCGGCGGGUACGGUGGUGGAUACGGUGGUGCAAAAACGUGUCACAAAUGCGGCAAAGAAGGACACUUCUCCAGAGAUUGUACCGAAGAAAGUAGUAGAGGUGCAUAUGGCGGAGGAUAUGGCGGAAGUUAUAACAACGGCGGUAGUGUUUGGUGUCUAUAAGUGUAAUAAACCAGGUCAUCGUCCACAAGAUUGUAAAGAGGAUGCGCAUGAAACCACAGAGGAUGAUGGUGGUUAUGGUGGCUAUGGCGGUUACGGUGGUAAAGGUGGAAGCAUCACUUGUUACAAAUGCAAACAACCUGGACAUCGUUCUUCUGAAUGUACCGAAGAAGGUGGAUUCAGCGGUGCUCCAUCACGACCUCGUCCGACAACUCAUAGUCCAUUUUCUAAUUCUAAACAUCCCGAUAUUUCAUCUGAAGAGGCAUGGCAAAGAUUACUUGAAGCUGAUAAAUCAAAAGAUGCCGAUGAUUUCAAAGAAGCGUUUGAAAUAUACGCAAAGACGGCUCCAGAGGAUACGUUCCAGUCGAUUGAAAAGAAACUAAGAGAUUCAAAAUGUAAUGGCAGAAUUGUUGCAUUGGAACGCGCGGAAAUACCAUUUACUCAGGUUUUAGUAGAUCUUCAGGGAAAUAUCAAAGAAAAAUAUGUCGCUAGGAUAAUAAUGGGCCAGCCGUCCCGUCUCGCUCGUACAGCCGGGAAUCGCGCUCAAAAUGAGGAGGAGAAUUUUCGAUGGUUAGCUGAUUCAGGUUUUAUAGUGGAUGAUCGGGUUUCGCCACUCUGCUUCAAUUGCAAACAAAAAGGCCAUAGUUCAAGGGAAUGUCCAGAACCUAGGAAAGAGAUCGAAAAACAUACAUACUUAACAUGUCAAAAUUGCAAAUCAUCCGAACAUAUUACAAAAUAUUGCCAAGAAGAACGACGCGAUUAUUAUGCAGAAGCUCGUGAUCGUAAAGUUUCUACAGGAUGUUUCAAAUGCGGUUCAACUGAGCACAUUUCUCGCGAUUGUGAAGAAAAAGGUAACGAUGGUGAAGAUGAUCAAAAAAAUUUUCGAAAUAACCAAACCUGCCAUAAUUGUAAUCGUGAAGGGCAUAUAUCGCGCGACUGUCCAGAACCAAAACGAGGCGGACGGAAAUGUUAUAAAUGUAACGAAGAAGGUCACAUGUCAAAAGAUUGUACUGCUGAUAGCAAUAGUGGUGGAGAUUACGAUAGAGGAAAUUACAACAACAGCGGUGGAUGGGCAAAUGAGACUUCAUGGAAUAAGCCAGCUUGGAACACGCAACAAGAACAAGUUGGCGAUACUUAUUCUCAAGAAAACACAAGGAACAGAGGAGGAAACAGAGAAUCGUCUUGGUCCAAGGGUAGAGAUAAUCCUCGUGAACGGGAUGAUUAUUAUGAUCGGGGUAAUGAACGCAAUGUAACAUCCACUUCUUGGGUGGCACAUGGUGAAUAUGAAAAUUCGCGAGGUCGUAAUAACGAGCCAAGAAAUGGUGAUUAUGAAAGUUCGCGAGGUCGUAACAACGAGCCAAGAGAUAAGUGGAGAAAUGAAAGUUAUAAUAAGAGUUCUGGUGAUGAUGACUGGGCAAGAAACCAAGAAUCACCUACACAAUCGACAAGAUCAAACGUGCGAAGAUCUGAUGCUCAAACAUCUAAUUUAGAUAGCAAGCCUUGGUGGUAA